AGAGAUAAAGUAAAACGCAUCUCUGCACGCCUUUUUCUCUUUCUGUUCGUUUUGUUUUUCUUGCUGUUGAGAAGAGAAGAGAAUCUACUCCUUCUGGAUCAAUCUUCAUCUCUUUCCAGGGUGAAGGAACUGCAUUAGCUGACCAAGGAACACUCUGGUACCAACCAUGCAUUUCCUUCAACCUUUCAACAUUAUGCUGCUGCUCUUCUUAGGAGCAUCGUUGGCUUUGACUGCUGCUCCGGAGACAAGGAGUUGGGAUACAAAUUCCUGCACGGUGUUGGCUUGUGGAAAUCCAGGACUUGCUGGUUUACCAGGAAGAGAUGGAAGGGAUGGGGCCAAAGGAGAGAAAGGAGAUAUGGGCCUCCAAGUGAAGGGUCAACAAGGAGUCCCUGGCAAGGCUGGUCCUGCAGGACCAAAGGGGAACACAGGAGCCCAAGGCCAGAAAGGACAAAAGGGAGAAAUGUCAGCGGUUGAUACAGUUCAAAGGCAAGUUACUGCUUUGGAAAAGACGGUCCAGACAUUACAAGCUGAAGUUAGCAAAAGCAAAAAAAUCUUCGCAAUGCAGGGCGUGACCACCGUUGGAGGGAAAACCUUCGUUUCAACCGGUCAGAGUGGCAAUUUUGCAAGCGGGAAAGCUCUCUGCAGCAACGCCGGUGGAGCUCUGGCGGUUGCCAAGAAUGUGGCUGAGAACACGGCCUUGGCGGCAAUGGCCAAGAGGAACGGGAAGCACAUAUACCUGGGUAUGAGUGACAUCCAGACGGAAGGCAAGUUCGUGUAUUUGAACGGACAAGCGGUGAGCUACACCAACUGGAAAAGCUCAGAGCCCAACAACUUGAAUGAGGAAGACUGUGUGAUACUCCUCCCAGACACCCAAUGGAAUGAUAUCAGCUGUGAUCACCAAACACUCAUUGUCUGUGAACUUUGAUCUAUCAAGAAUGUUGCAGUUUGUAUUCCCAGGUGCCUCCAUGGAAGAAGACUCAAGUGGUGUCAUUAGUGCUCUUACUACCAUAACACCCUGACACAUCUUUGAUAUCUUUGUGGCUUGCUAUAGAUGUCUGUCCAUGUUCUAGGAGAGGACAGAAUAACUGCAUAAGUGCAUUGAUUUUGUUUUCCAGGCUGAAUAUGUAAUUGUGCUGGGGGGGGGGACACAAUAGAGGUACUGUCUCUGUUUUUCUCCAUGCAUGUUUUGUCUCACAGUAUUUUGUUAUUAUUAUAUUUUUUAAAAGUGUCAUUCCAAGUUUCUGAAUUCUUAGGAAAAGCUGGUUGAUGUUCUGACCUAAGUUUCCUUAGAAAGUAUACAGCACAAACUUAGUCCUGGCAAACCUCUUUUAUUCAUACGGCUAUGAAUUUCUGUCAUUCCCAGUCCGAAAGGCUUCUCAAACAGUCUUUCACAGGAGUGUUUAUAAACACCCACCUUAUCUCCCUUGGAAUGUUGCCAGAGAACUAAUUGCUACAUGCAGGGCAAGGCCAAACUUAGCAGAGUCAAACAGAACUUUUCCAAAGCUUUUACCGACAGAUGAACUAAUUGCUUCCUGCAAAAGCUGACGUCCCAUUUGCUCCUCUUUUAUAUCUUAUGGGAGGGGCCAAUCAUCUCCAAGCCUUACUCCUAAAUUGACCCUGUUUUCUUAAUUGUUCCUGUAUUCUGGCAGCUCUGCACAUGCACACACUGGGAACAGGCUCACGCUGUUCUUCUGCCUUGCUGAUAUCAGACUCCGGAGACUCUGGAGGCAUCAAAGAACUACCAGAUGGCCUUGGCCCCCUCUCUGCCUCCGACUCAGAGCCAUCGUCAGAGUCUUCCCCUGGCUCCAGGACUGACCCAUGUUCCUCCCCAACCUCCUCACUGUCGAAUCUGCUGCCAGCUCUGCUGGCCACUGGUGGGCCACAACAGUUGAGCAGAACAAAAGAAAGAGCAAAUUGUGGAAUCAAUAGUCCUCUCCUUAAAUCUGAAGAUUGGUUGGUAACAUCUUCAGUUGUUCUGUUCAGAUCAAGCUUUGAAAAGGCCUCCAAAAUUCUGAGAAAUAGAACACAGAAUAACAGAGUUGGAAGGGACCUCAGAGGUUUUCUAGUCCACCCUUCCCCGACCUUUCUGGGUUGGCUGCCCAGUGGGUGGAGGGGGGAGAGGUGAUGGUUUUAUGUGAGAAACAGUCACACUUAUGUGCGUGUGCACACACAGCUUCAUUUGUGUGAGUGAUAUGUAUGCCUACCUGCUGUGAGCAUGAAUGGGGCUACAAGUGCCAGUGAGCACCGCUAAUGUGAGCAGAGUGCAAGCAACCCACCUGUUGUGACCCAGGUUCCUGGACCCGGACUCCUGGACUCGGAUGAUUCAGAAAGUGAUGGAGAAGACCUGGCAAGCCCUGCUUCUCUUGGGCCCUCUCCCUCCCUGGCACCCACUCAAAGGGAGGAGGAGGGGCUGGCAAGGCCUGAUUCGCUCGAGCCUUCUUCUGAUUUGGCAACGCCCCAAGAACAGUUUUGGAGUGAUGCAAGACUGCGCAGAUGUGACCGCGCGCAGCAGAAAAAGCGUUGGGAUACAGCCAAAGAAUGAUGGUCAUGCAGUGACAUCUGCAGAGACUAUAAAUAGGAGGCAGGACUUCCUGGUUUUUUGUCUUGGACAAAGCAAUGAAUUUGCGCGGACAAACUGUAUCAAUGGAGGGAAGAAUAUAUUUGUGAGUAAUUUUGGCCUUAUCUAUAAUUUCCUCGUUAUCUCCAGAAGCUUGGCAGGCCCAUGGGUAGACGUGGCCAGGACAUUUAUUUAUGUAAAUAAAAUAGAAGAAGAGGCCUCUGACUGACUCUUUGUUGGGAGUAUUGGGGGAGGGAAACAGAACACCACCACUCACAUAGCCCGGUUGCGAAUAGGCCGUGGCCAGGUAGUGGGACCCCUGUUGCAGUCCAACCACCUGCUCAAGCAGGAGACCAGAUUCCAUUCCAGACAGAUGGCUGUCCAGUCUCUUCUUAAAAGCCUCCAGUGAUGGAGCAUCCACAACUUCUGGAGGCAAGGUGUUCUACUGGUUAACUGGUAAACAGGCUCAAGCUCAAUCCCUCCAAGACGGAGUGGCUGUGGAUGCCGGCAUCCCGGUACAGUCAGCUGCAGCCUCGGCUGACUGUUGGGGGCGAGUCAUUGGCCCCAAUGGAGAGGGUACGCAACUUGGGCGUUCUCCUGGAUGGACGGCUGUCUUUUGAAGAUCACUUGACGGCCGUCUCCAGGAGAGCCUUUCACCAGGUCCGCCUGGUCCGCCAGUUGCGUCCCUUUCUGGACCGGGAUGCCUUAUGCACGGUCACUCAUGCUCUCGUGACAUCUCGCCUGGACUACUGCAAUGCUCUCUACAUGGGGCUCCCCUUGAGGAGCACCCGGAGACUCCAGUUAGUUCAGAAUGCGGCUGCGCGGGUCAUAGAGGGAGCCCCUCGUGGCUCCCAUGUAACACCCCUCCUGCGCAGACUGGCUACCUGUGGUUUUCCGGGUGCGCUUCAAGGUUUUGGUAAUGAUCUUCAAAGCGCUCCAUGGCAUAGGUCCGGGUUACUUACGGGACCGUCUACUGCCACCGAAUGCCUCCCACCGGCCCGUGCGCUCUCACAGGGAGGGACUCCUCAGGGUGCCGUCGGCCAGGCAGUGCCGACUGGCGACGCCCAGGGGAAGGGCCUUUUCUGUGGGGGCUCCCACCCUCUGGAAUGAGCUUCCCCCAGGACUUCGUCAACUUCCUGACCUUCGGACCUUCCGCCGCGAGCUCAAGACACAUCUAUUUAUUUGCGCAGGACUGGACUAGAUUUUUAAAAUUUUUUAAAAUUUUAAAUGUCUAAAUUUUAGAUUUGGUUUUAAAUUGGGUUUUAUUGUUUAUAUGUCUAUUUUAAAUUUUGGCCUAUAUAAUAAGUUUUUUAGAUGAAUGUUUUACUUUGUAUAUUUAUGUGAUUUUAUAUGGCUGAGUCCCUAGGGAGAUAGGGUGGUAUAAAAGUAUGAAUAAAUAAUAAUAAAAAAUAAUAAUAACUGUU
This is a messenger RNA of Ahaetulla prasina, 3981 nucleotides long. RefSeq names its product mannose-binding protein-like. Gene Ontology annotation, biological process: positive regulation of phagocytosis; surfactant homeostasis. The coding region runs from base 167 to 925 and encodes 252 amino acids. The record is from RefSeq and is a predicted model, not a curated record. The transcript has 5 exons. Gene Ontology annotation, cellular component: rough endoplasmic reticulum; multivesicular body. Lineage: Eukaryota; Metazoa; Chordata; Lepidosauria; Squamata; Colubridae.